This is a messenger RNA of Lolium rigidum, 2056 nucleotides long. RefSeq lists its product as uncharacterized. Lineage: Eukaryota; Viridiplantae; Streptophyta; Magnoliopsida; Poales; Poaceae. The transcript has a single exon. The coding region runs from base 9 to 2015 and encodes 668 amino acids. Gene Ontology annotation, biological process: rRNA methylation. Gene Ontology annotation, molecular function: RNA binding; RNA methyltransferase activity. The record is from RefSeq and is a predicted model, not a curated record. Gene Ontology annotation, cellular component: chloroplast.
GCCGCGCCAUGCUCCACUCCGGCCUCUCCAAAUCCCAGCCCCUACCGCUCCUCGCGGGGGCGUCCUCGCCUCGCCGCGCCCUCCUCGCCGGUCUCCUCCGCGCCGGGUACUUCUCGAAGUCCGCUACCUCCUCACCCGUGCUUCGUCCGACUACCACCACCGGCAGCCGUGCGGGCCCCAGGGCUGCGGCUGCCGCCGGAGAUCCUUCGCGCUUCGGGCUGAGACCUAGGGUUUCGUUCUCCACUGCACCAGAUGGGAAUUCCGAUUCGGUCGGCCGCGAGAGGCCGCUUCCUUGGCUCGCCGCCGCAAAUGUCGGCAGCAGCGGCGGCGUCCCCACUGCAAGGACUAGCGCCGGCCGCUCCUCCUCGUGGGAGACCUCCGCUGAUAAGUUCUUCUCUAAGGGCGACCAAGGUGCGCGGGUAGAGACAUUGGAAGAUAGUGUUCCGUACAAGGAGAGGGGAAUUGGAUUGGAGGAGAAUGAGCCAAUUGACAAUCCCAAAUGGGGAAGGAUCAAGGACAAGUUUCGGCGUGACGUGUCAAGGGAUGGAGGGUCUCGUGGCCGUGGUGAGAGGUUUGGUGGUGAAAGAUAUGAAGGGUCUUUUGGCCGUGAUGAGAGGUUUAGUGAGGAAAGGGAUGGGGGGUCUGGUGGCCGUGGUGAGAGUGGAGAAAGGGAUGGAGGAUUUCGUGGCCGUAGUGAGAAGUUUAGUGGAGAAAGGGAUGGAGGGUAUCGUGGCCGCGGUGAGAGGUUUAGUGGAGAAAGGGAUGGAGGGUAUCGUGGCCGCGGUGAGAGGUUUAGUGGAGAAAGGGAUGGAGGGUUUCGUGGCCGCGGUGAGAGGUUUAGUGGAGAAAGGGAUGGAGGGUUUCGUGGCCGUGGUGAGAGGUUCAGUGGGGAAAGGGGUGGAGGGUCUCGUGGCCGUAGUGAGAGGUUUAGUGGGGAAAGGUUCGACAAGCCGGAUAUGAGGCGGUGGAACAAGCAAGAGGAUUGGGGCAGGAAGACGUGGAAGGAGGCAGGGGAGUCGACAGUGCCGACGAUGGUUGGGGAGGGAGUUUACGGCGUUGGGCCGGUACUUGCAGCUCUCACGGCCGGGAGGAGGGAGUUUUAUGCAUUGUACACACAGGAAGGGAUGGAUUUGAGCAGGAGCAACAAGAAGAAGAAGGACAAGAAAGCGAUUGAGAAGGUGCUGCUAAUGGCAGAGACUAUGGGACUUAAAGUUGUCGAGGCGUCAAAGCAUGACCUCAACAUGGUGGUGGAUAAUCGACCACAUCAAGGUCUGGUGCUCGAUGCAUCACCCUUGGAAAUGGUGAAUACUAAGGAGUUGGAUCGAGUUAGGGUGGAUGGUGGAAAGGCACCAGUUUGGAUAGCUUUGGAUGAGGUUAUGGAUCCUCAGAAUUUGGGAGCCAUAAUUAGGUCAGCCUACUUCUUUGGUGCGGAGGGUGUUGUGUUGUGCGCUAAGAACUCUGCUCCAUUAAGUGGAGUAGUGAGCAAAGCUAGUGCAGGCUCGCUUGAGUUGAUCGAGCUGCUUUCCUGCAGGAACAUGAUGCAGUUUCUGUCUUCAUCAGCUGAAAAUGGGUGGCGAGUUCUUGGUGGUACCGUUGCUCCUAAAGCUAUACCUCUCUCUGAAGUUACCACAGGGGAACCAACAAUUCUUGUGUUGGGCAGUGAAGGCACUGGUCUGAGGCCCCUGGUUGAGCGAUCCUGCACACAUUUGGUCAAAAUUGCUGGUAAUGGUGCUGGAUUUGUUGUAGGAGAAGGAUCAGAUGGUAAUGGUGAUGGAUUUGUUGCAGGAGAAGAAACAGAUGGUAAUGGUGAUGGAGUUGCUGUAGGAGAAGAAAUAGAUGCCACAGAUGCAGAUAUAGGGGAAGAAGGUGAUAAUUAUACAGGCAAUCAAGAUAUGAAGUCAUUCCUUGCGGUAGAGAGCUUAAAUGUUAGUGUUGCAGCAGGAGUUUUGCUUUAUCAUCUGGCUGGAAAGAAUGUCCCCCCUGUAAGUGAGAAGCCUAGCACCUCUCUUGUGUAAGGAUGUUCCAUGUUUCAUGAAUACUACAAUUAUUGACGUUC